This is a messenger RNA of Podarcis lilfordi (Lilford's wall lizard), 23851 nucleotides long. Lineage: Eukaryota; Metazoa; Chordata; Lepidosauria; Squamata; Lacertidae. The record is from the annotation of a GenBank genome assembly.
AUGGACGUGGAGGAGGCCUUCCCCCAGGCGGGCCAGAUGGGGCCCUUCCAGGUCUGGCUCUGCGUCUUGCUGGCCGCGCUGCUCCAGGUGAAGAAGCCGGACGGGGCGGAGGGAGGGAGGCGGCGGCGGCGGCAAGGGGAGGCCCCGCCUCCGAGAAGGGAAAGGGACCUCCAGAGGCAGCUAGUCCAGCCCCCUGCCACGCAGGGAUUCGCCACGGUUGCAGCGUAGUAGUAGGAGUAGUAGUAGUAGUAAUAAUUAUUAUUUAUACUCUGGCCACCCGGCUGGCCCUCCCCAGCCACUCUGGGUGGCUCCCAACAGAAUAUGAAAAACACAAGAAAACAUCAAACAUUAAAAGCUUCCCUAAACUAGGUUUCCCUCAGAUGUCUUCUAAAAGUCAGAUAGUUGUUUAUUUCCUUGACAUCUGAUGGGAGGGCGUUCCACAGAGUGGGUGCCACCACCGAGAAGGUCCUCUGCCUGGUUCCCUGUAACCUCACUUCUCGCAGAGAGGGAACCACCAGAAGGCUCUCAGUGCUGGACCUCAGUGUCCCAGCUGAACGAUAAUAAUAAUAAUAAUAAUAAUAAUUAAAAAAAAAUUUAUUUAUAUCCCGCCCUCCCCAGCCGAAGCUGGGCUCAGGGCGGCUAACAACAAUUAAAAUAAUCCAACAUUCUAAAAACAUUUAUUAUAAAAUUAAUUAAAAUCAAAUUGAUGGCAACCAUUAAGCAAAAUUCUGUGCAGAUUGCCAGAGGAGGGGGUCAGGCUGGGCCCUGACCAAAGGCCUGGUGGAACAGCUCUGUCUUGCAGGCCCUGCGGAAAGAUGUCAAGUCCCGCAGGGCCCUGGUCUCUUGUGACAGAGCGUUCCACCAGAUUGUAGCUGCGGCCGAGAAACCCUGGCUCUAGUUGAGGCCAGCCUAACUUCUCUGUGGCCUGGGAUCUUCGGGAUGUUUUUAUUUGCAGACCGUAAAUUUCUCUGUGGGACAUACCAGGAGAGGCGGUCCCGUAGGUACGAGGGUCCUAGGUGCACGAUGAUGGUGCAGAUGCUCCUCCAGAAUCUGCCGCCUGCUUGGUGGCCCCCCACCCAAUGCUUUCCCCAGGGAGGCUGACCUGGCACCUUCCUUGCCUAUCUUUAGGCACCAGCUGGAAAUGUUUCUCUUCAAGCAGACGUUGGACUGCUGUGGCCUUUUAAAUGUGCCUCUGGGGUGGUGGUGGUGGUGAUUAGUUUGUCUUGCCUUUGCCUGUGUUUUAUUAUGUGUCCUGUGUUUUUGUUUUGUCUUUUUAUGUUGUGAACCGCUUUGUGAUCUUUGGAGGAAGGGCGGUGUGCAAAUUUAGUAAGGAAUAAUAACAAUAACGCCAACCUCUACCGUGGCCUCAUGGGGAAAAGGAGAUGCUGCUGGUCUCCUUCCACCCCUGAGCCCAAAAUGGUUAGAGUGUUGGGCUACGACCUUGAAGACCAGAGUUCGAAUCUCCCAUUCCGCCAUGAAGCUCGCUGGGUGGCCUUGGGCUGGUCACCAUGUCUCAGCCUAACCUCCCUCACAGGACUGUUUGUUGUGAGGGUGAAACAGGGAGGAGGGAAGCCAUGUUCAGCACCUUGAGCUCCUUGGAGGAAAAGGUGGUAUAUAAAUGUAAGGAAUAAAUAAAUAAAUAGUGGGGGCUGCUCUCUGGGGUCUCCUGGGCUUUGCACUUCCCUGGCAUGAUUCAGUGCACCCCCUUCCAACAAUGGCCUUUGAUUCCCAUUUCAGCCUUCAGGUGACGUUGAUUUGAUCCCCCCUCUUUUUCUCUAAUGUAGAUCUUCACUCACCCCUUCUUCCCUGGUGCGUGUGUGGGGAGUGAGUCCUAUUUUGUGGUUUGCCUGUGGUGCCAAAAUGUAUUAGGCUGGCCCCGCACCAAGUAGAUGGGUAGCCCUAAGGGCGACAGUCGCUUGGACAGUAUAGCCUCAAGGAGAGCCACUUUGGUGGUGGUGAGUGCAGUGGCAGAGCUUCAUGCUCCAGCACCGGGGGGCGGGGCUGGCGCGCGUCCUGGAGGCAUGGCACAUCACCUGCGGGGGCAUGGCACCCAGCGUGGGGGGGGGGAGCCGCAAUGGCACCCCACCGGUAUCGUGCUGCCAGGGGCGGUGCGCUCCCCCCGCACUCCCCUUCCUCUGCCACUGGGUGAGUGUUCUUGUGUAGUUUGUGGCUGUCACACAAAGCCCAAAGGUGAAUUGGAAACUACCCUUCAAAACUGUAAUUGGAAACAGACAGGCACCUCCAUUUUUUUUGCUGGCCAUGGCAAGCCUUUCUCCAACCUUGCAGCUGCAGAAUUGGGUUUGGCCAGCAGUGCAGAGAUGCCUUCUCUCUCUCCUAUCUCCCUGCCUCCCCUUGGGUGAGGAAAGCUGAAGGUGCUGUGGCUGGGUAUUGUAGGCUGAGCUUUGCCAAACCCAACAGCCAUACCCAGGAACCCUCCAUAGAACGAGUGUGGAGAUAAGCUCUGCUGCUAAGCAGCCAGACCAAUAAAACACGGCCAGCUGUGCUGGCUCUGGAGCUGGGAAGUGAGGUGGUGGUUGCCGUAGGUGCCCUGGAGCAGCUCGGCCACUCACGGCCAUGUCAACAAGCCUUCAGCACCCUUCUCAGUCCUAAAGUUGGACCUGGAGAUUUUUCCCUGAGGCGGAAUCAUUCUGCCAAGCACAAUUUUAGCCAGCCAAAAAUUAUGGCUCCCUGGAAAUUGUUCCACUCUGAUCUUGGCUUUCUCCAAGACCACAUGGAUACUCAUGACUGAGAAGGCCUGUUUGCGUUCAGAUUGUAAGCUUGUGUCUGGUCUGUACUAUUUCAGUGUACUCACAAAAAUCUUUGUUGACUAGAAACAAGUUUGUUUAGCUUAUAACUCAUCUUGACGUGUGUGUUUUUUUCUUGGAGAAAACUUAUUUUGUAUGAAAGAACUUUGAAUUAUGUUGUAGUGGUAGAGAAAUUCUUAUAAGCAAACGGGACUAUUGGUUCCUCAGGUGGCAUGAUCUAAAUUUCACAGAUAUGUGUACAGUGGCACAGAGGCUAAGAUGCUGGGCUGUGAAUCCGGAAGCCACUGUUUCAUAGACAGAUUUAUUGGGUGCAAGCGGGGCAAUGCAUUACUCUGGCAAAUGCUUAUUUAGAGAAGAGGACUGGAAUGUGUGCGCUUAACACUUUCUUCACCAUAGUUUGCAAUUGGUUUCAUAUCCGGACUUGUUUUGAAGCUGCUAACAAUAGUUCCUUGGUUUGGAUGAAACUGGGGGCCUACCCACUUUUCUGUUCCAUGAUUUCAAGAGGUUCUUCUUUUCCCCACUACUUCCCCCAGGAAAACCUGUUGUUUACUGUUGAAUCGGAACCAGAAUCAAUUGGGUUUGUUCCAAUUUAGCAGUAAAACAGCAGGUUUUCCUGGGAAGGCAGCAGAACAAAUAAAAACCCCUCUUGGACCUGUGACUUGAAAUCACAGGACAAAUGGAAGUGUAGAUGGACCCUGGAAUUAUGGUUAUUGCAAAGGGGUUGUAUAGCCAAGCAAAAAGAGCAUUCAUAGGAUUGCUAUGAAUUGACAAGGAGGGAGAAACAUUUCCAAAGCUGAAGUAUGUAAAGAUAAACCUGAAAUACUGGCAAUUCUCAUUCUAAAAGGCAAAUAACCUCUGAGCUAUUGUGUAGAUAUGAUCAAGGAUAUUUGUUAUUUAAAUGUCUGGAAGUUCUUGUUUGUUCUGCCAUUGAUUUUGAUUCUACUUCUCAUUGUUUCAGCUCUAUGUGGCCAGUGAAGCAAUCCUCAUUGCCCUAGUGGGGGCAACGCCUCCUUACCACUGGGACCUUGAAGAGACCUCUGCAAAUAAAAGCCAUAGUAAUGAGUCGGCUAGCGAAGAAAGAACUUUUAGGAAGUGGCUCCUGACGGCCAAUGGGAGUGAAGUUCAGAAACACAUACACUUUAGCAGCAACUUUACAUCAAUAGCCUCUGAGGUAAUUGAGCCAAGAUUGUUGUGGGGAUCUUGGCACUUAAUCUUCUAAAUUAUUGCUACAAAAUUGUAGGUGAUCCAUUAGAGAGAGAAAAUCCAAAUUCUACAGUAAUGUAAGAUGCACCAAGUAAGAUGUCCCAAAAUGGUGAACAAGCUUUUUCGCAGCUCUCUUAAUCAGGCUGAGCAACACAAGCAAAAUGGGAAGGAAGAGGUCAGAGAACAUGGUGCAACCAAAAUUCUGUCUUGCACUUAGCAGAGACUAAUUAAGUCUGUGAACCUGGGCUGAAAUCCUACUUAGCCAAGAAGUUCCCUGGGUGACCUUGGGCCAGCCACUGUCAGCCUAGCCUAUCUCACAGGGUUGUUUUAAGGAUAAAAUAUGGGUGGAUAGAACUAUGUAUACAACACUGAGUUCCUUGGAAAAGGUGGGAUAUAAAUGUGAUAAACAAAUGAAUUUCCUGCAUUCCCAAAUUGAGAUUGCUACAGACCACAGCCUUUUGGGCUGCAAUAUUAAUCUCUUCCUCUCCCACUGCCCUGCCAUUUUGCUUAGGGUCCAGGCAAAAGAAGAGUUAAAGGUUUGCUCACUGUUUUUGUCACAUUCUAGUUGGUUCAAAGUAAAGCCUUAACCAAAUGUAGCUCUUAUAAAAAUGACUUAUGAUCCAUUCAUAAUCAUUUUGUCUAGCUGUGAUCAGAUGAACAUACCCAGUCCUGUGGAUAUUGGCAUCUGUGACUUUUCUAAAAACCACCAGAUUAAUUCAUUUGAUGAAGUGGACUGGAGUCCAUAUAAGCUUAUACCAUAAUAAAUGUGCUAGCCUUUAAGGUUGUUACUGCAAAAACACCUAGCAUGACUACUUCUCUGGAAAUUGUGUGUGUGUGUUUAAAGGGGAGGAACUAGUUUAUGACUCCAUAAAGAAGAAUAAGAUCAUUAUUUCUUUACUGGGUUCAUGAACAGUGCUAUGCUUGAAUGGUAACCUGAGUGUAGCUCAAUCUACUUCCUCACCAAGUCUGUUUCACAACAAGCAUUGCAUAAGUUCAUUCCAUACUUCAAAGGAUAUGGUUUGUAGCAUUUGUGAAGUAUUAAUUUCUAAGAAGAACUGUGGCUGAAACAUAUCACUGUUUCUGAGAAGAUCAGCACUGAAGCUAAAUUAUGAAGUAUAUGUCUGUUUGCAGUUUUUGGCAAUGGAGGUGCUAAACAUACUCAUUCUCAAAAGACAUGUCCUAUUAACAAGAUUACAAAGCCCCCACCUUAAUGGAUUAAGUUCAUACACUGGAAUUGUCAUAUUAGCCAGUAACAAGUGAACAGAAUAAAGAGUAUGCCUUCAGGAAAUGCUUCUGCCAACUACCCCAGAGUGUUACAUUUGCCAUUUAUCCAUUGUACAGAAAUACACAUAAUACGUACUCUGUGAUCUUUUAAGAAAUGCAUAUUAAACUUGAAGCAUCUCAAUACUGGCCUUUCUUCGGAAGUUUUGCCACCCCUGUUUAGCUUCUGUAUGUUGUACAUGGACAAUAAAUAUGCAAUGUUACCUAUAGAUAUAAAUCAGUAAGGAGAGAAAAGUACUUUUUAUUUACACUAGGAAAUAACUUUUUGUCGUUGUUAGGUGCAUGAUAAUGCUAAAGAUAAUUUAUGGAUUUUAAAAAGAAGCUCUUCCCUUCUGUUGGAUUCUGCCUAACUCUGCUUUUUCUCCCCCUAGUGGUUUUUAAUUGGCAAUACAUCAUACAAGAUCAGCGCUGCUAGUUCGUUUUUCUUCAGUGGUGUGUUUGUUGGAGUGAUUACUUUUGGACAGCUCUCAGAUCGUUUUGGACGGAAGAAAGUCUACCUUGUAGGUAAGCUGUCAUCAGAAAAAGAUGAAGGGAAAGCCCUCCGUCUUUCUUAGAAUAGUUGUAUUCUCUGCUCUGUCUAGGUAUUUUAAAGGAAAGCCAUGAAUUUGAGUACUCUAUAGACUACACUUCAGAUAUUGGGAAUCUCAUCGUAGCUUUCUCUUUCUACAAUUUGUAGGGUUUGGUCACCUUCUGGGACAUUGGAGACUUGUAGAGAGAGGGGGCAGUAUGGGCUGAUAAUAAGAGUUUUUUUAAUUUCUUGUGAAAAGAAUCCAUGAAUGGGUUUUAAUUGGGGCCCAGUUGUCCCAUUUGGAUUUUGGGGAAAUCUCCCUUGUGUCAAAUUGGCUAGUGACCUUGUGGUGCUUUGCACUGUGCUGCUUUUCUCUUCCAGUAAUGUGUGCUCCUUACUUCAAGAACUCCAGAUGGUCGUGGUGAUCUGCAGGAUUUUGUUGCAGUUUCUUUUGUGGCUCAGUCUGAAACUGCAAAGCUGUCCAUAUGCUUUUAGCCCUAUAGUUUUAACCUACUUGUCGGAAGCAGAUAAAACAGCUAAAUUCCUGUUACUCAAAUAUUCUGAAUAUUUAUUUGUUAUCCGAAAUAUUUGUAGCUUGCCUUCUUACUCACACAUGGAUCCAAGAAAUUUAAACAAUAACAUGGGAUUAGUUCACCCUCUCUAACUGAAGGCUCACAAACAUAGUUACCAGUUCUCUUAUGGUAUAACACACACCCUGGCUUCAGGAACAUCUAACGACAGAUGACAGUUACAAGAGGCAAGGUUUGCCUUUGCCUGGGCUGCUGAUCUUAAGUGUUGCCUCAGCUGCUCCAUCUUUCUCUCCUUAGCAGCCCCCAAGCAGCAAAAAGGGCUGUGGGGACAAGAUGGCAACAUUCCUCACCCUGGCUCAGAUAUUUUGGCUGUUGCUACCAGCUCCUAAAGCCCUGGCAAGCCCAAUGUAAAUAAUUGCCUUUAAAAUGGCCACUAGGAAAGCCUGAUAGCAGCUGGCUAUUAAAAUGGGAUAAUCAUAUGCACUAUUCAUUGCAGAAUUAGAAUCCAUUUAAAGAUAUGGGAGCUGCUGAUUUUUAAAAAGAGAGAGGAUAAUUGUAAAACAUGAUUCCCUCCAUCGGGUGUGUGUCUUUUCCAUAAAGCGAACCAGACAGCGUAUCCUUUCAUAUGUAGAGAACUUUUGUGUAAGAUACAGUCAGCUAUAUUUUUCAUUAACAAACACUACAUGUGCUUUCUUGAGCAACCAAGCAGAACUGCAUUAAAAUAUUGCACUGUGUCCACAGUGGCUAACUUUGGGAAAAGAGGGGGAAAAAACAACCAUCAUUUACUUCUUGGGAGAUGUUCUGAAGGAAAUUUUUGUUUGCCUUCCAGGUUUUGCCCUUGACAUUUUGUUUGCUGUUGCUAAUGGAUUCUCCCCUUCGUACGAGUUCUUUGCAGUCUCUCGCUUCUUGGUGGGAGUAAUGAAUGGUGGGAUGUCAUUAGUGGCUUUUGUCCUCCUGAACGAAUGUGUGGGCACUGCUUAUUGGGCUUUGGCAGGUACAACAUUUAAUUACUGAUCUUUAUAUUAAAAGCUUGAAAAAAAUUCUGGCAGCAAAUCCAAAUUUUAAUUCAUGUUUGAGAACUGCUUUAUACAUUAUGAGAUUGACGGGCACAUCCAGGUAAUCUGUAUGCAUCCAGCCAUUGAUUAAUUGAUUGAUUGAUUGAUUGAUUGAUUACCAUGUGCAUACAUGCUUUUGUUGGCAGCUGAGACGUGCUCUUGCUUCCAUCAGUUUGUAGACAGGGUAAAAAAAAAUAUUAGCUUGCAUGUUAUGGUCAUGGUGUAUCCUCCAACUGUAAUGUGUGAAGUAGUUUGUGUUCCCUGUAUGCAUACGAUUGAUCCUUCAGCCACAAAGCUCUGCAAAUUUUCUGUUGUAAAAUGCUAAGCAUUCUGAUUCUUACACAUUUAAAAUACUAGCACAAACUUUAGCCUCUGUAGGAUGAGGAUAACAUACCUAAUAGAUCAUGUGUUACACUGCCUAAAAUUCUCAGUCCAGUUCUGCUCAUGCCAUGUCACCCGCAAAGUUGUUAACCUCACAAAUAGUGAUUUUAAGAACAGGUUGUAGCAUAAUUUGUCUUCUCUUUCCAUCUUAAAUUAUCUUUAUCUUUGCAUCUUUGUUCAGGUAGCCUUCUUUGCCUGUCUGUUUUGUGUUAGCAAGCAUCAUUAAAUGGUCAAUAACUCUUUUUUCCCUGUCUGCCUUAUGUUAGGAUCAGUUGGUGGCCUCUUCUUUGCUGUGGGAAUUGCCCAGUAUGCUUUGUUAGGAUAUCUCAUUCGCUCCUGGAGAAUACUAGCAGUUGUGGUUAACCUGGAGGGAACAGUAGUCUUCCUCCUGUCUCUGUAAGUUACCUACCUUAAAAUUGUUCUGGUGGUGUUCAUGAAAAGGUUCACUUAUCGCUGAAUAAAAGUAGUAGUUGUCUCUCUUUCUUGCACCCCUUUAAAGUAUUUUAAGCUGUUUGAUUUCUACUUUCCCUGAUCCUCCUUUCUCUAAGCCUGGACAUAGAUUUAGCCUCUUCUCAUAGGAUAUUUCUAGACUCUUUCAUCUUAACAGUCCUUAGAAUCCUUUUCAGUGUCUGUCUUGACAUGUGCUCCCCAGAACUGAACAGAAAGAUUCAGGAUGUGGUUUUAGCAGUGCUAAAGGGAAAAGGAAUACUACAGAAUUGUGCCAGCACUGCUCCUGUUCACACAGCAUAGGGUUGACUUUGGCCUUGUGCGACAGCAUCACCUUUUGUCUUGUUAGUUUUAUCCACUCUGCUCCCUAAAUCUGUCUUUGAAGUGUUGCUGCCUUGCCAGAUUCCCACCAUUUUAAGAGCCAUUGUGUGGCUUUUUCCUGCUUUGUCUUCCUUCCUUUAUGUUCUGAUAAACUCUGCCAAGUUCUGAUCAUCCAAGUUAGUUGCCACCUGUCCCAAGAUUUCAUAAGCUGUAAGCUUCAGACUUCUUUCCCCUAAUGUCAUCUGUAGCCACUGCUUUAGAGGUAGGCUUUCAGUUACACAGAGGCGGACACUUGUUAGGAUGAAGACAGACUUAGGAUUUGAAGAGCGUUUGCAAGAGGCAUUUCAUCUGCAUUAUAAACUGGCAUUGACAUCUGUAAUAUACAGACACACACCUUAAGUUGAGCACUGCAUCAGCCUUCAGUCUUGCCUCUCUUGUGCUUCUAGCAAGUUGCUUAUUUCUUUCCCUUUUUUUGAUGAUGCAUAUAAAUUUGCUUAUUCAUUCAAAUGAGGAGAAAAAGUUUGAAAAUCAGUUGCAAAACUGCUCUGGAAUUUUGGGUGGUAGGGAAGGUGCUUGAUUGAUGUAGGAAGUACAUGUCCACCAAAACUGACUUUUCCUUGUUGAAAGUAAAUUACUUUUUUUUUUUUUUAGAGUUCAGUUGAAAGGCACAUGUGUGAGAGAGACAGAGAGUGAGUGACUGGAUGUAUUUAGCAAACGGUCUUGGUUGCAUCGGUGUUACAUAUGAAAUUACCUGAGCAGGUGGGGAACGGGAUUCAGCCUGCAGGGCCAUGAUGAUGGAUGUGGGAGGCUGAUUCCAGUUGGGUUUGCAUUUGACACCAAAUUGAAAAGGCACAGGGAGUGCACUAGAAGGCCCCUCACUGUUCCUUUGCAAAGGCAUCUUUACCUGUGGCUGCCCCACACCUGAUGACAAGUGGGCGUGGCUUGGGGGAAAUGACUUUGUGGGCCAAAUUAGGACCUCCAUCAGCCUGAUUUGGCCUACGGGCUGGAAGUGUUUCCCAUGCUUGUCUCGUACAAAUUGAAAACUUCAAGCAGCAAUGAAAAAUGGAUGAUUUCAAUAAGGCUGCAGUAACUUUAUCUGGAGAAGCCCAAGUAUGUUUUGGGGGGGUGCUAGUGCACAUCCGCCAUUCAGUUAUACGCUGGUGGCAGGAUAGAGCAUGGUCAAACAAUGCAUAAUCUUUGAGCGCAAUGUGAUUCCUGGUACAAGACCCAGGUUUUACAUUUCCCCUUUGUGGUUUUGCUUUAUUUUACAUAGCAUUAUUUGGUUGAUUGCAGGAGGCUUUAGGCAGUUCAUACCUGGUGAAUUGAAGUUGCUCCCUUGCUUAUGAUAGCACAGUGGAUGGAAGUCCAUAGGCACCUAAACUCUUCAAAAAUUAGCAGCAGUCUGAUUGCUAAACACAAAUAAUGUGAAGGCCUUUCCCAAGAUACAGACUCUAGAUGAAAUGUCGUAAUUUCUUCUUCAAAAAUGUUUCUAGACUUAUUGGGUGCAGAGUAGCUUGACAAAUCAAAGGUUCAGGGAGAAUGUAUUUCCCAAAUAAUCAUUUCAAAGGCCAUACUACUAGUUUUAAGGUUUUCAAUACAGUGCAAUUUUAUACACACUUACUCAGAAAUAAGUUAUAUUACGUUCAACAGGGUUUCCUCCAAGGUAAGUAUGCAUAGGGUUGCAGACUGAAUUAAAUAAUAGAAUUGUAGAGUUGGAAGGGGCAGUGGGGGUCAUCUAGUCCAGCCCCCUGCAAUGCAGGAAUCUUUCACCCAAUGUGGGCUCGAACCCAUGACCCUGGGAUUAAAGAGGCUCAGGCUCUACUGCAGAUAUAAGUAAUUACAAGCAUAGUUUAAUUCAUAAAUACUUUAAGUAGGUCAAAAUAUUCAUAAUAGGUUAUGAAAUAAAGAAAUACUUGAAAAAGGAAAGAAGUAAUCUCUUUAUAAUCUAAAAGUAUAAUAAAAUAAUAAUCAUUUUACAAUAAUGUAAAUAAAUUGUACAUAUGCAUAUUCUACUGAAACUUGUUCUAAAACACAAUCACCAUUACCCAGCACUCUAAAAAAUCCAUAUAGUGUUGCCUCUCUUAUGUAGUAUGUUGACAGAUAACACCACAGCAUCCCAGAUACUUUUGACACAUUCUGAAAUGGAAGGGAAUGAGCCCCCCCCCCCCGACUUUUGCAAAAUUUUCUUUGCUGCAAAUAAUAAAUUUACUGUUACUUCCAUAUUGUCUUCAAGAAUUACAUCCUUUUAAUAACUUACCUAAUAAUCCAAAAACUUUAUUGUUAUCUGAUAUUCUAAUACUUCUGAAAUGACAUUAAAAUUGUGUUCCAAUAUACUGAAUUGUUGUGCAACUCAUAUGAAAAACAUAUGAAAAAUCCAUUUGUGACAUACUAGAUCUCCAACUCUUGUCCUGAACUGAAGCAUAUAUUUUGUUCAGUCUAUAUAUGGCCAAAUACCACUGACAAUAAAAGGGAAAAAAGGAAUCUUAGCAUCUGACUGAGAAUGUUGAUAUAUGUAAUCUACAAUUUUUAAAUAAAAAUACAUGUUCAUUACAGAAUAUUAUGACAAUGAUAAUUUAUUAUUUGUAUUAUUACAGAAUAUGCAUAUUUUGAAUAAUAGGGAGAUGAACUGUGUCAUUGUCAAUUGCUAUUCUCAAUACUUUUCCAUACCACUGCUUUCACACUGCUUUUUCAAGUUCUGUAUUAAGUUUACGUUUGCACAUUCAGAAUUUUCCUAAAUUAGCUUAACAUGGCUGCAUUCAGUGCAUAGUUGUGAGCUGCAGUCCUACAAAAUUGGUCUUGUUUAUCCCUGUGCAAAGCAGCAAAGACUGAAGUCUAUUUGCAGUAUAAAACUUGUUCAUGAUUGUACUUUUUUCUUUUUUACCAGAAGUGCCAAUAUUGAGUAGUCAUAGAAUCAUAGAAUCAUAGAGUUGGAAGAGACCACAAGGGCCAUCGAGUCCAACCCCCUGCCAAGCAGGAAACACCAUCAGAGCACUCCUGACAUAUGAUUGUCAAACCUCUGCUUAAAGACUCUAACGCCAUCUGGGGAAUGUUUUCUCUCUUUUUGUCCUUUGUAGAUUCAUUCCUGAAUCACCUCGUUGGUUGUAUUCACAAGGACGGCUGAGUGAAGCUGAAGAUUCCCUCUACCUCAUUGCAAAGAGGAACCGCAAACCAAAGUGCACUUUUUCACUUAAACUCCCUACUGAACGGAGUUAUAAAGAGACCAGUAGCAUCCUGGACCUGUUCCGGUACAAGAUCCUUUUGGGACGUACUCUGAUCAUGAUGUUCAUCUGGUACUUACACUAUCUUUUGAUCUGAUUUUGAAAUUGCUACUACUGUACUGCUCAAAUACAACACGAUAGGCAUGUUCUGUCUUUCUGGGGGGAAAUAUGUGGCUGUUACAGCCCCAAACUCUUUUUUUAAAAAACAGGCUGCAAAAUCCAUUUGGAGUUUUAUGGUUUUAAAUAUUUUUUACAAGAACAAAAAAACCGUAGAAUAUCGAAGAUCAGAGCCUGUGGGAUUAUUUUAGUACAUAAUUACACAAAGACCAAGUGGUCCUUGAAUGGUAGAGUAAAAAUCAUUUUGUGAGCACAUUUUCCAUGUGGCUUGACAUUUUAAUACGAAUAUUACAAGACAGUUUGAGUAAUGUCUCUUUGUUAGAUAGCUGGAAGACCACUGACAUGUACAAAUGUAGUUUAUGUUGUCUGGAUCAAAGCAGAACCUUUUUUGUUUUGUUUAAUGAAAGAAAUAAGACUUGGAGGUUCAGUGAUCUGAAUGGAAAGGUUGGCUUUAGGAGCUUGUAAAGAAAGCAUGCAAUGGAAGGCAACUGGAGAACACCGAAGGAAGGUGGUGCCAGGGUGUGUGGAUGUUUAGUGUGCUUUUUCUGGACUUUUAGCUGCACUGGUCUGCUAUUUUCAAGCCUGUCAUUUAGACUAGCAAGGAUCACUCAAGGGUCCCUGGGUGCUGAUUCAGUGUACCUGAUAAUCUAAAAAAACAAAAAACCCUGCCUGGAAAUGCUUUAGAUACCCAAUGCCAAAAUGUAAUUCGUAUUUAUAUUGCCCUGAUCAUGCAUUUGUAAUGCUGAUAUUAUGCUUGACCUUUAAAGCCCUUUGCGGCCUAGGACCCUCGUACCUAUGGGACUGCCUCUCCCGGUAUGCCCUGCGGAAGACCUUAAGGUCCAUAAAUAGCAACACCCUAGAGGUCCCAGGCCCUAAGGAAGUCAGAUUAGCCUCAACCAGAGCAAGGGCCUUUUCAACACUGGCUCCGGCCUGGUGGAACGCUCUGUCUCGUGAGACCAGGGCCCUGCAGGAUCUGAUUUCUUUCCGCAGGGCCUGUAAGACAGAGUUGUUCCGCCUGGCCUUUGGCUUGGAACCAGCCUGAUACCCUCCCCCUCUUUCCUUUUCCUUCUGUGAUGGAACCCCUCUCUGGGGACUUCCCUGGCUUUUCUGGCCCAUGGAGGACCUGUCUGGAUAGUUGGCCUUGGUGAAGAUUUGACGUUUCCUCUCCCCAAACAGUUUUUGAUCUGGGCUUCCACUGAAAUGAGGCUGCAUUUUAAGUAGUAUUUUAAUCGUGUUUUUAAGUUGUAUUUUAAUCAAUUGUUUUCAUACCUGAUGUUAGCCUGCCUGAGCCCGGUCUUGGCCGGGGAGGGCAGGGUAUAAAUAAAAAUAAAAAUAAAUAAAUAAAUAAAUAAAUAAAUAUUGAGGAGCCCCAGUCAAUAAGUUCCAUGCCUAAAGCAUAACAUCCUUCUCUGAGUUCAAGGUUACAGCUACUCUAUAGGCAAAAAAGUAGAAGAAGCAACCUUGCAUUUUACAUCUCUUCCUUUUUACUCGCUACAGGUUCGUAUGCAGCUUGGUUUAUUAUGGUCUUACUCUCAAUGUGGGUGACCUGGGUGGCAGUGUCUAUGCCAACCUGGCUCUUUCUGGGCUAAUAGAGAUUCCGGCAUACCCUCUCUGCAUCUACUUGAUUGGCAAAAAAUGGUGAGUGUUGGAAUGCUAGAUAAAUUUCUUUUUUACCUCUUUCUUUCUUUCUUUCUUUCUUUCUUUCUUUCUUUUGAGUGGCAGCAGCAGUGGGUGAGGUUGUGGAUACUUCCUGGUGAGAAGGGGGAAAGGAGAGAAUUAGAAAAAGCAGGUGGCAGGAAGAGAUCUCGAAAGAUCCUGUCCCAUCCAGAGGAAGGGGGAGGCAAGAAAUCAUCUCAAGAGAUUCCCUCUUCUGCGGGUCUGCGCACGUAUGCCCCUUCUCCUAGGGAGAUGCUAUUCAUGUAAUCAGCCCUCUAGCCUGGUCAUCUUUCUCAUGAUUAUCAGUUUCAUUGCUGUGUGUGCUACUUAGCCUGACUCUGUUCUUCUGCAGUAAGCAAUGCUAUACUAUUUUCCUCUAGCGUGGGAGGCGCUUGCAUUUCUUCAUUUGAAAAUAAUUGAGAUCGAUCCCCAAGGAAAAGUGAAUAAGAAGAUACUGGGCAUAAAAAAGUAAACCAAUACAUGCAGGAAUGCAACGUGCAUGAAAAACUUUUUUUGUCAAGCUCCGGAGGGGUAGCCUUGUUAGUCCAUUGCAGGAAACACUACAAAGAGUUUUGUAGCACUUUAAAGACUGAAAUAUUGUGUACGCGGCAUGCAUGUAUCUCUUGAGGUGGUGUUGUGGUGUGUCUCGUCACAUGAGGUAUAUUGCAAGACCUGGCAUCAUGAUGAUCUCACGAUGUGACAUGACAUGAUGUUUCACAUCACUUGGCAUUAUGUGGCACAAGAUAUGACAACCUGACAUGAUGGUGCAUGAAGUAGUAUAUCUCAUGAAGCAUUCAUGCACAGGUAUAGAGGAAUUACUAUAAAUGGGCCCCAAAGGGAAUGGAAUAUAGAAGAUCUAGUAGGUUUAUGAAGACUCCCAACGAUAGUAAUUGGUGACAGCGCAAGUCUUCCUAGGUUUGCUCUCCUAAUUUAACACCCGUAGUGGGUGUUUCAAGUUAAGACCUAAACAAAACAAAACCUAAUAAGAAAUCCUAGUUCAAUUUUCUUUCCUGGUGACUCCUUUUAAUGUUUUUGUUGAUGAUGAUGAUGGUGACAAGUGGUAAUUAGGAAUUUGGGUAAUAGGUGCCUGAGAUGAUUUUGACAUUCUAAGAGAUAUUUGUUUUUAUCUCUGCUUCUCUUCAAAAAUCUGGAAUAACUUUGUUGACUGGAGAGUAAUAGGCUUCCUGCACUGAAGCCCUGGAUGUAAAGGGAGCUUGUUUUCUACUUGCUUUGCAUUUUCAUUGUUCUCUAUCUUUCUGGUUCUUCAGGUUUGGCCGUAAACGGACGCUUGCAGCAUUUUUGUUCCUGGGAGGACUAGCCUCUCUUAUCGUCAUGUUUCUUCCAGAAAAGAGAGGUAAAAGUGUUGUUCUUUUAACUAUGGAGCAGACGGCAGGAGGCCAGCAUCUUGCAGUGAAGGCUUUCUCAAAUCUGUAGGGGAGCAGCAAUCUCCAGCUGCUUAUAUGGAGAGUUUUGCCUUGGGCAGCUGGAACCAGACACACAAUAAAUAACUGGUCUUAGAAGCUUGAGAAGUAGUUAAAAAUGUAACCCAUCUGAUUCCUAAGUCCAGCCUCUCUAAGAGUGUCUCCUUUUGAGCCCGCAGCAGAAGACUUGGUCAUGUUCACUGGGUCUCUUCUGAGUAAAUCUUAGUUGGACACCAUGAAGGGAACCGUUCCUCUUCUGUGAACACAACAUUAAAUGGCGCUUCUCUUAGUUCCCCAGUACAAGGCCAGGUGGCGGUUUGACCAGAGUGUGCUUUCUGUCAAACAAGCUCCCUGAAACUCCUCCUCCUUUGAUAAAAUGGGAACAGGCUGGUUUUCCUGUUGCCUAGCAAGAGGGCGGGGGGGGGGUCAACUUUCAGCCUAAAGCCAAAAGGCCAUCCUUGCUUACUACAGCAUCUUUACAAGCUUUGCAUUUCUCCCCCAACAGCUACAGGAGUGUUUGCCAUUGUAAACAGCCGCUCAUUGUCUUUACUGGGAAAACUGACAAUCAGUGCAGCAUUUAACAUUGUCUAUAUCUACACAUCAGAGCUUUAUCCUACAGUGAUCAGGUAAGACAGGUUCAGUUUGGUGGCUUCUGUUGUCUAUGUGAGACCACCUGACUUUUCUUCUUCUUGGGAGGCACCGUUCAGUUUAAAUUCAUAGGUCCUUGUUUUUAGGGUGGGUUGCAGUAUCUCUAUAACUGCAGGUCCUUUCCCUGAGGGGCUUCCAGAUGAGAAUUCGACUUCUCCCCAUUCCCAAAUGCAAAAUUUAAAUGUGAACAUCCCUGUUUAGCCAAAGAAAUUCACUUGAAUGUUAGCUUCCUUUUGUGGGAAUGUUGAGGAAAGUAGGAGAGGUUAUACUGAUUGAAUAUUAUCCCUCCUCAGUCAUGCUAGUGAGCAAGGAGCAGAGCAUCUUCCCUUGCACAUUGCUGGAAGCAAGCUGAUGGAUUCGUGAGAAUCAUUUAAGUUAAGCAGUCCAGUCUGGCUUGUCCAGUCCGGAUUGUUCCUGGUAAAUUUCCCCUUUAUUUCCCUCUUAAAAAGAAUAAUAACAUGACAGUCUUCUUUAAAAGUAAUGGUACUUUCAGUUCACAGUAGUAUCCUGAAGGCAGGCUUUAUCUUGUAGUUACAGUUACAUCUGUAGAGAAAAGACGUCUGAGCUAGGCCUCAGACUUUCUACCUUGUGGCUUCCAUCCUCUGUACGAAUGAGCCUUGUGCUGCUGGCUAAGAGCCAGCAGAGGAAUCCGAAAUUAGAAAAUGGUAAAAGGUGAAAAGAGGAAGAUGGCUGCGUCGCUAGCCCUUUUGUAGGGCCUGCUGGAGUCCCACCCAUCUACCUGGUCACACACGGGGGGGGGGGGGGAGGAGGCUCCAGAGCAGGUAUGACAGGAAGUCCUCCCAUCUGGAGCAACAUUCUCCUGUGUGUCCACUCUAGGCAACAGGAAAUAUUAUAUUUGACAGCUUCAGUUAUGAUACAUCCCACACCUUGAUUAUUUAGUCCGAGGAGUCCAUACAGAAAUACUAAAGGAGUGUGUUGUUUCUCUGGGAUUAAGAAGGCAUUCAGAAAGGAAUGUGUUAAGCCCUUCUGCUACCCAGGAAGGCAAGGAACAUGUGACUAACUCUCUGUGCUGUAUCCCAUCCUCUAGGCUUCUCCCAAGUAUGUUCCUUUGCCUUUGCCUGGGACUGAGCUUCUGUUCAACCUCUCUUAGAACUCAGUUUCCCUCCUCAUUUUAACAUUGGCUAUUCUUCCUUAAAAAGUGACAAACGACUUUCUCCUUCUGUUUUACGGCCUUUUCCCUUUUUUAAAAAAAUGGCUUCUUUUUUGCUUGUGGCUCAGUUGGUCACACAAGAAGCAGGAGCUGUUAAAAAAAGAAGAGGAGGACACAGCGUGUCCCACGGGUCAAACAGCCUUAAGCAAAAAAGGCGCCUUCCAGUUCUGUGGCUGAGCCGUCCACUGGCAGCUUCCACUGCAAACUCUUUCAUUCUGCUCCAGAUCAGGUGGAGCUGCUUCAGCUUCCACUGUACUGGGAAGCCAAUUCCUGCUGCCAUCAGGGGUGUAUCUCUUAUCAAGUCUGCUUUUGAGUCCUUCCAUGCCAGGGAACGUGCAGAACUCAUGCAAAACUUCUGGAAAGCUCAGCAGCAUUCAAAGGAGAAUGAUGCUUAUCUCCCAUAUGUGGUGACUUGGGAGUAACUGAUGUGGAAGUGGGAGGCAUUCUAUGCACCAUUUUCUGUGCUAGGCACCGUCUUCAGAGGCAAAGGAUUCAGGCAGAGCAGAAUUUCUCUGCCAGGAGGUUGAACAGCCAUCUAUAUUUUUAAAUGAUAUUUAUUGAAAAUUUUUAGAAUUACAAAAGAGAACAAAGCAGAAAAAGAGAAAGAAAAAACAAAGAAAAAACAAACCACAUCAAACAAUACAAAUUCAAAAAACAAAAAUACACCACAAACACUCAAAAACAAAUCCAUCAUUCUCAAAUCCUCAACUGUCAUUACCUUCUUUCUUUGACCUCCUCCUCCUCCCUUUUUUGUAUCCUAGUUGUUAAUUGUCGCAGCAAAUCCUUUCCAUAUUUCAUAAUAUUCUGUCAUUACAUUACCUUAAUCUAUUUUAAUCUUAUCUUACUAUAAAGAACCUUAAAGCUUAAAACUUAAAUCUUAUUUUUACCAACUUCUCAUAACCAUAAUAUUCUUACAUAAUUCUUUAAACAUUUUUGCUAAAGCCAAGUAAUUUCGUUCCAACAUUUUUCUAACAUUCAUCAAUUUUAUAAAGCAAUCCUAGUAGUAAAAAAAAAGAAAUAAAAACAAUCCAAUCUUCAUCCAGCGUCCCUUCCUCCUGGUCCCGGGUUUUGUCAGUUCUUAUUAUCCCAUCGAUCUAGCGCAUUAACCUGGUAACCUUGUAUCCGAGGCCCUUAAGUCUCUUCCAUGUCCCUUCCGCAGCUCUUCUUCAUAUUUAUAACUGUAUUUUCCUUUGUCUCCUGCUCCUUUCACUCGUGGGAACUCCAGCUUAACAAUGUUUUUGACCCUUCUCGACAAAUCAGCCCCUUUUCCAUAGUCCACACUAAACUCCAUGUGGUAUUUAAGAACAUGUUUCAAAAUCCCUCCAAAAUUAAGAGCCCCCACAACCCCAAACAUCUCACGGCCCAUUGCCAGACUUGAAAAGUCCAAACAUCCCUGCAUAGGGGGGUCUAUCCAACCCCCCAUUUCCAAACCAAACCAAACUUUAUCUUUCCAAAUCUGGCUUUUUCCAAGUUCAUUUGUCAAGUCCAAAAGCUCAUGUUCCUGCUGGGCCACAGCUCCCUUCAUCUCUGGCGCCCAAGAUUCAGCAACAUCCUCUUCCCUCAUCUGUUCUGUCAGGGCACACUCCUGAUUUAAUUCCUGGGUGGGCUCCAUAUAAUUUCCCACUGCCUGUUCAAAAUUUCUGAUCGCAUCAGUCAUCAAGUCCGUCUUCUCAUGUAGCUGUUCCAGUAGGGCAUUUGUUUUACAGAAAGCACGCAACAGAGCUUCUGAAUACAUUGUCCUGCAAGGUCAGAAGUCUAUUCCCACGAUUGUAAUCUGUAACAGCUGCUAGCUCCCCGGAGUUGGUUACAGUUUCACAGUCUCCCUCUAGGGGGAAAACUUCUAUUUGUUCUUUCUUUUAAAGACAAGUCUAACAACAAAGUUUCCUUUUUCAGAUAUUUUGUCAAUAUUUGUUCCUUAAAAAUGUGAAGGGGAACAAUGGAAUCAAUGUUUCUCUUCUUAUCGCUAUCUGCCAAAAACGUUUGUCUCUGGUCAAUGAGCUUCAAAAAACGUCAGUCCUGACACCCCGCUCCAGGAUCAGGACGGUGGAAAGUUACUUUACUUUACACUCACUUCUGCAGGUUUAAACAGUCCGAAAAAUCCCCCUCUUCUCCUGCUUCCGAAGGGGGGUUCAACAAUUUUAAAUGAUGAAAGUUAAUCUUUUACAAGCGAUUUUCUGAGCUCUAGUUUGCCAUGUCUUUGCUUUAAUCUAUCUACAAGAAACGGAAGGCUGACUUCCUGUUUAGACCUUCCCGUUUCAGUGCCAAAUUGAGGUAAACUUUUAAGUCCAAUUUUCCUUUCUGCUCGCAAGUCCUUAUUUAAAGUCCAAUUGUCCGAAAUUUAAGUACUCACGGGUGAUUAUUUUAGAAGCCAAAUUGUCCCAGGCAGCGCUCUCCGGCAACGGCUGUGCGGCUUCGCUCCACGGAAGAAGCAGUUGACUCUCAGCACCGCGCCACUUCCCCCUCUUCGCUCCGGAGCCCGUUAGUGGGUUCUUUUGCGGGUUGGGGGGGCGCUAAAGGUGCCCGCCGAGUCCAAUGGUCACAGGCUUCAUCCGCCUGUGAUUUUUGAAAGGGUCCCCGCUUCGCCGUAGCGGAAAAGACCCGUUUCGCGUGGAGCUAGUCCCUCCAGAUCAGAGGGAGUCCGCCAUUGCCGAUGGCGCCACCCCGGAAGUCCCGAGGUUGAACAGCCAUCUAAAGCAGAUUUUUCAUUAGAAAACAGGCAACAUUCUACCCCUGCACAAAAUAAUUCAUUCUAUUUCUCCUUCAGCCUCCCUUGAAUCCACCUCAGUCAAUAAUAUAUAUAUUUAUUUAGGUGAUUUAUAGCCCAAUCUUAUUAAAAUUAUCCCAGAGCAGGAUGUAAAAAUUGGUAAUGCAUAAUAAUACAAUAUAAAAAACUAAACCACAGCAAUACAUCAAAAGUACAUCAUAGCACCACAAGAGUGACAGACCAUUUCCUCCAGUCAGUUAAGCAAAUGCUUGACUAAGUAAUGUCUUUACAAGUUGCCUAAAGCCCUCACCACUGAAAUGUACCACAAUCAUAGGGGUGAGGAGGGCUGUGUAGCCUCAUAGAGAACCACCUGGGGCCACUUCCCUGUGGGCAGGCAGUGUUCGCCAUUGCUGAGUAUUGUCAGGCUUAUUAAAUAGAUAUUUUCAGCAAUCUGCAGGUACUCUUCAGGACUUGAAAGCUUAGUCCUAAGCCUACAGGAAAAAUGCUUCAUGUAAAUGUAACUGUUUUGUUUCCCGCAGGAAUGUUGGAAUGGGAGCCUGUUCCAUGUUCUCCCGAAUUGGUGGGAUCAUCGCUCCUUUUGUUCCGUCUUUGGUUUGUACCGAUUUUUCCUUCUCUUACCCACGCUUUCCCCCAAACUGGGCAGUAGCAAAAUGCAAAGUACAUUUUGCGUGGGUUCAGUUUGGCUUUGACUCCGACGUUCAGAAUUCUUGAAUUGCCAGGUGCGUGGGACAGUUGGCUUUGGGGUAGACACGACUUUUGCUGGCUGAUGCAACUUUGAAGAGUCCUAAACUCCCCUUGCACAUGAUAAAGCUGUAGUGAUAGAAUCAUAGAACCAUAGAGUUGGAAGAGACCACAAGGGCCAUCGAGUCCAACCCCCUGCCAAGCAGGAAACACCAUCAGAGCACUCCUGACAUAUGGUUGUCAAGCCUCUGCUUAAAGACCUCCAAAGAAGGAGACUCCACCACACUCCUUGGCAGCAAAUUCCACUGUCGAACAGCUCUUACUGUCAGGAAGUUCUUCCUAAUGUUUAGGUGGAAUCUUCUUUCUUGUAGUUUGGAUCCAUUGCUCCGUGUCCGCUUCUCUGGAGCAGCCGAAAACAACCUUUCUCCCUCCUCUAUGUGACAUCCUUUUCUAUAUUUGAACAUGGCUAUCAUAUCACCCCUUAACCUCCUCUUCAUCAGGCUAAACAUGCCCAGCUCCCUUAGCCGUUCCUCAUAAGGCAUCGUUUCCAGGCCUUUGACCAUUUUGGUUGCCCUCCUCUGGACACGUUCCAGUUUGUCAGUGUCCUUCUUGAACUGUGGUGCCCAGAACUGGACACAGUACUCCAGGUGAGGUCUGACCAGAGCAGAAUACAGUGGCACUAUUACUUCCCUUGAUCUAGAUGCUAUACUCCUAUUGAUGCAGCCCAGAACUGCAUUGGCUUUUUUAGCUGCCGCGUCACACUGAUAGUUUCCUGUGAAUAAAGAUGUGUGAGAGAGAAAGGGAUAGGGGAGGGAAAAGGCAGUGCAGAGCUGCCUAAGCAUUCAGGUGGGCCACCUGCAGCUGGUGGACCUGUUGAAAAUAGAUGAACAAAGCCACCUUGUAAAGGCUCAGUCCAUUGGCCUAUUUAGUCAAGUUCUCCCUGCUGUGCUUGCCAGCAGCUCUUCAAGAAUGUUGCCAUCUGAGAUCUUUUAAAACCGGAAACAUUGGUGAGAGUGUGUGCUCUCUCAGUUGAGCCCCGCACCCUCCCCAAUGUGGCUGCUUCGUUGACUGUUCUACUGCCUCUCUUUGGCAGCUCUCCCUGUUCAUAUUUGUGAGAGUAGAGUGGGAGCCAGAGCUCCUUCAGAGAGUUUUUGUAAUAGUCUGUCAUGAGAGUUCUGUUCCUUCCACCCUUGACCCUGACAGGUGUGGCUAGGGCAUAGAUGUCUGAGUCUGGUUCUUCUGUCUCCCCUCUCUUCCAUACUAUCCCUCUCUCCAGACUCCGUUUUUGUAACUGUGCUCUUGCACUACCCAAUUUUUGUUGUCUCUGCAUGCAUAAUUUGGGGUCAGUUCACAUGACCAAUAGGGACACAGGUGGUGCUGUGGUCUAAACCACUGAGCCUCUUGGGCUUGCCGAUCAGAAGGUUGGUGGUUCGAAUCCCUGUGAUGGGAUGAGCUCCCGUUGCUCGGUCCCAGCUCCUGCCAACCUCGCAGUUCGAAAGCACGCCCAAAAAAUGCAAGUAGAUAAAUAGGUACUGCUCCGGCGGGAAGGUAAAUGGUGUUUCUGUGUGCUGCUCUGGUUUCGGUGUUCCGUUGCACCAGAAGCGGCUUAGUCAUGCCAGCCACAUUACCCGGAAAAAUUGUCUGCGGAUCAACGCCGGCUCCCUCGGCCUGUAAAGCGAGAUGAGCGCUGCAACCCCAGAGUCGUCUGCGACUGGACUUAACUGUCAGGGGUCCCUUUACCUUUUUUGACCAGUAGAUGUGUUGAAGAUGUGACUCCUCUAGUGGGUCGCUGCAAAUUCUCAUGCUGUUGUGUGUGGUUGUUUUGCCGCAGUUGCAGCCUGUAAGUGGCCCAACGUGUGCUUUGCCAGUGCAGAACAGCUGAAAGAAGGUUGAAUAGCUGUUAUGUCCUUGCACCAUCAUUUCACGAUUAACAUGAACAUAUUUGAGCCCUAGCUACUACUGCUGCUGUUUGUUAUAUUUGUUCUUUCUUUUCUUUUCUUUUUUUACAGAAAUCUGUGCAAGGGUCUCUGCCAUAUAUUGUGUUUGGCGUGGCGGGCUUGUUCGCUGGUCUUCUGAGUCUGUUAUUGCCAGAAACCCUAAAUAGCCCCCUGCUGGAGACGAUAUCUGAUCUACAGGUUUGCUCAUAUCGGCGGCUAGGAGAUGAAGCCGUUUCGCUGCAAACAAUGGAAAGCUCACGGGUAUGAACCUUUGCCAGUUCCCCUCCUGUUACAAAAGCUGUCAAGUUGAAUAGGAAGUCCCACCUUCUUUAGGGUUAUGUGGUGUCUGCCACUGCAGAUGGGCUCCAAGGAGAAGAUAUUAAAUAUUUAGUUGUAGCUUUUAGAUAUGUUAAGUGCUAGGCAACUGACUACUGUCAGGGAGAGGCAAACAGCGAAAGAGCUGUGGGGAGAGACCAGCACUUAUAGAGAGCCAAAAGAGAUAAUUAGUAGUCUGUCGUCUGACAGCGAAGAAGAGGCAGGGAGGGAGGGGGGAGGCUGAGCCCGGAACUAGUUAUGCUUUGAACAGAGGAAAUCAGAGGCGGGGUUUCCGCCGACUUGCAUGUUGGGCAAGAAAACGUAAAAAGAAACCAGACGAGGCAUCUUUGCCGACAGGGUCGGACAUGCUUUGAAGCUCUGGAAAUGCUCUUUUGAACUUUGUAAAUAAAUCAAAAAGAUUGUAACUGGCAGCGAGCCUGGAGUUUUAUCUAUGCCGGCUUGGGCAGCACAUACCUCUCACAACUACAUCCCAGACAAAUAGCCACUUUCUCUCUGGCUGCCAGCUUUAGAUCAGAGCCUGCUUCCUCCUUUAUUUCAAAGGAUAGCAACGGUUACCUAUUCAUUCUUCUCAUUGCCCCCCCCACAAAAGAAUAUUGAGUUGGAGAGAAACAACAGGAGGCCCUCAUGCUAUUGAACAUGUGAAGACAGCAUUUCCUAGAGGAAGGGGAACAGCCGCCGUGAAGGAACAGUGUUCUGGCAUGCUUAUUGUGUCUACAAAUGUCCUGUCCUACUCAGCAACAAGAAACAGAAAGGUCGAGCCCCAAACCCUCUGUCAGCGAUGAAGGAAGCAAAAUUGACUAGCAGCAGGGUUUGGCUGCCACUUUAUUGUCGAUCAUAGCUGUGGAGGUUUUGGAAGAGGAAAUCAGUGGUGCCAGAUAGGUUGAGCGCCUCUCUCCCUUGACUUAAGAGUACAAAGUGAUAGCCAGUUCAGGAAGAAAUGCAGUCACUUGCCUGCUCUGUGCUUUGUAAAAGUCAGUGGCUUCUUAUUCUUGAUAAGAGGCGAGCCUCAAAGGUGCCAUAAUCGUGUUGCCCAGGUUGUCCUGUUUGCAGCAAUAGUAAUGACAUGUUAAUGUUCUUUAUAGAGUGCUGAAAACACUCAUUAUGCUUUAUUUCUUUAUUUCGUAAGAUUUGUACACUCCUUGAUUUGGGGGUGGAGGGACAGCUUCAAAACAGUUGAUAAAGAGAAUGAUCCACUUUAGUAUUAUCCCAUAUGGAGGUUUGGGUUGAAGCUGGGUUAUAAAGGCUUGGUGGAAACUGAAAAUGACCUAGUGAAUAGUCUUGCAAGGCUGAGAUUAAUCAUCUGAAACAUUUUACUCGAAACAUGGUGAAGGAUAGCUCUGAUAUCAGACUCUCAUUUUCCUUCUAGUCUGACCACGAUAGUUCAGCUGGGAGUGGAAGUGAAGAUGAAGAGUUCUAUGAUGCUGAUGAAGAGACUCAAAUGAUCAAGUGA